Marchantia polymorpha subsp. ruderalis is the source of this 2337-nucleotide messenger RNA. The record is from the annotation of a GenBank genome assembly. NCBI's taxonomy places the organism in Eukaryota, Viridiplantae, Streptophyta, Marchantiopsida, Marchantiales, Marchantiaceae.
GUCUGGCUGGCUGCUGCAAGUGUUACCUCUCACGUCACCCACUCACGAACACACAUUGUGUAUCGUGUUCUGUCUCAUCCUCCCAGCUUUACAGGCAGCGCUGGAUACUCUCCCCUUGUGUUACAUCAAUUCUGCUGACAGUACUGGACUGAUGUGCACGGCCGCACGUAUUCAGGGCUGGUUUCACCUCACCUGAGCUGUUGCAGCAGUGCUAUUGUGCAGUUCUUGCUGCCUCCUGCCGCAUGGUGCAUAUCUUGAGCCUUCGUAUAAUAAUGCGCGAAAAGGAUAGUCACAAUUGGAUAUUCAAGAGUACGGAUAUUAUACUCUAUCAUGGUCGAUGAUGGGUGACAUAUAAAUGGAUUCAGGUACACUGGGUGCUCAGGGUAGACAAACAAGCAAUUCCACACACAUCCAGAAGGAUAGAAGCAGCUGCUGCCUGCUGGCGUAGACUCGAAGCUUCACAGACAUGCAUAGAGAUAACACAGGAUUCCCUUCGCAGUCGUUUGAAUUCUGAGAGAAGAGGACGUGGUGGUCAUGGCGGCAUGUUAAGAAUCAUCGUCGAAAGAAAAUUGAGAUCGGAGUGAGAAGGGCAAGGUGUACUCGAAACUGAUCGACAUUACCCACUGGUUCAGCUCAUUCCGAUCGAGACAAGGAGUUGCGAGCUCGCCAGCAGGCUUUAAUGACGCUUUGAGAUUAGUUUGUGCACAGCAUAUCAAGAAGAGAAAGAAGUCUUGAGUGGCUGGAAUCGUCGUCCAGGAAUUCGGAGCUAGGCAUUAGUACAGGAGGAGUAUCAAAUCCCACUAAGGCAAGGCAAGGCAAGGCAGUGGAGUCAGACGUGGAAUUAGAUUCAUCGGGGGCGUCUGAGGUUGACAGCGACUGACAGUGCCGGCACGAUCGAUCUCGAAAUGGGCGCCAAGAAGGAGCAGCAGGAGGUAGCGGGGGAAGGAAUUUCACCACGACGACAAGCAUCGGAAGAUGUGGAUGCUCAGGUGGAUGUGGAGUGGUCGGUGGAGAGCGUCGACCGGAGCGGAAAGCCAUCGCACUUCAAAGAGCUCCUGAAGAAAAGGAAGCAGCAGCAGCAGGAGCAGGAAGCCAUCGUCGGCGACGGCAGCAGCAGCGCCAACCCGAUCGCGGUGUACCAUCGAACGCUGUUCAGAUUCAAGCUCUCGUGCAGAUCCUCGGCGCCGGACAGCUCGUCGUCGUCGUCGUCGUCGCGGUCUCUGCGCCAGCUCUUCAAGAAGGAGAGGGACCUGGACUGCGAGCUUUGGUGGAAGAAAGCGAUGCGCUCGACGCUGCAGCUCUUCAAGCUCUUCUCGCCGCGCAGCGUGGCCUCGAGGAUGCAGCGCUGCUGCAAAUCGUCCGCGGACUGCUGCGCCGCGGGGCUCGACUACAAGGGCUUCUCGAGCUCUGGCGCCAAUGGCACGCAGCGCCGUGCGGGGUCGGACGAGGACGCGGCCGAGAAGCUGGCCAUUCAGAACUUCUUCGCCGCUCCGCUGGACUCCGUUCGCGCAGCCAGGCCCCUCGACUCCUCGCGCGAGCAGUGCGGCUGGAUUCAAGAAUACUCGCCCUCGCAUUUCUCGUGGGAGUCGACGCCAUUCUACUUCAGCCAUCAACUUCCUCCUCCUCCUCAACAACAACAACCGCAGCAGCAGCCUGCGCGAUCCACCGCAUCGACCGCCGUUCCGGAGUCGGUGUACUCUUCCAAUUUGAUGACACCAUUCGAGAUCAACCACUCGUUCCGCAGGCCCGUGGAGGAUUCUCGACCUCCUUCGCAGCUGAGUGCUUGAGAGUAUUCAUCGUUACUCGAUCUGUUCAUGUCUAUAGCUCUCCUUCCGCAUCGUCUCGGGUCCGCGGGGUCGCAGAUUGUGUUGUCUGAGAGGAAAGAUUUCGAUUACCAUCUCUUCUGAAUGCUGGAUUCGCCCAGCGGCGAGGACGAGAGCCGGACGAAUCGCUGCCGGCGCCAGCGAUGUGUGGAGUUCAAUGUGAUCGAAGAAGAGGAAGAUUUGAGUGGAUGGAUUCGAGUCUCCUUAGUAUAUACUAGGCUCGUCGUUAUCAUGUAAAGCGGAAAAUUCUGUCUUCGACAGAAGACAGACCGAGCUAAUCAGACCCUUCCUACUAUGUAAAUGUAAAUUAGUAUUUCGAUUGCUGCACAUGCUGCUCCUGAGAGAGAGAGAGACGAAGCAUGCAGCUUCACUACGGUCUGACGAAACUAAUAUUUGUCGAUAUUGAAGCAGCGUGGUUGGCUGUAUACUAAUACAUUAGUUAGUUGGCAAGGCAUUGGGGAUUCUGUGUACAUAUUUCUUCCUCGCACAUGAGGUUAAUUUUUCAGGAAACCAC